GGCGCAUAUCUGUAUCUGGUGUCUCAUUGUACCAAUAUUUAUGUGUUUUUUUAAACUUAUGACAAGAAAGUAAAAAGAAAAAAACCCAUCACAUUUUCACAAGUAAUAAUCAUGACGUUACUAAGCCAAAAAAAGAAAGAAAAAACAUGUUUUCGUCUCCAUGAAUGAAAACAAAAACAUGUAACCAUUAGGGUAUAUAAACAUAAACGGAUAUUUGUGUUUCCUUUUGUUUAAUUCAUAUCAACUACUGAUAUUCUACUGAAGUCAUAAUGAUUCAAACAAUAAAUUGGAUCAUUUGGAAAUUAUUCAUUAUUUAUAUUAGUUUACAUUUAUUCACAUUAAAUUUAAUCAACUCUGAAGACGUCAGCAGCAAUACCGAUCAUCGUAAUAGUUCUCCAGAUUCAGUUAAUCAUGAAGUAUUCAAUGCAAACUUGGAUCCAAAUGGACCUUUCAAAUUUGAAAUAUCGAAUGAAACAUCUAUAGAAAUUAACGAAGAAUUAGGCGAAGAACUGCAUGAAAUACAACGUUUAUUAAAUGAAUUAGGUAGAAGAAUAAGAGAAACUCCAAAUUCAGCAAAUAAAUAUAUGAAGAAUGAAUUAUUAAUUAGUAGUUGUAUUAUAAUUACAUUGAAUCUAUUCAUAUUUAUGUAUAAAUCUUAAUGACAACAAUCAUAAAAACAAAACUACUUAUUAUCCAUAUAAGUAGUUUAUCUGUUUUAAUAAAAUUUAUCAAAAAGGUCGUUAUUAUAAUGUAUCAUAUUAAUUUCCUGUUAUUAAAAUGAAUGAAGUGAUUGUAAUUUCAAUGAAUUUAUAACUUUGUAUUAUUAUACUACUUAAAUAAAAUAAUGAGUAGUCCAACAGUU
Schistosoma rodhaini is the source of this 862-nucleotide messenger RNA. Lineage: Eukaryota; Metazoa; Platyhelminthes; Trematoda; Strigeidida; Schistosomatidae. The record is from the annotation of a GenBank genome assembly.